AUGGUCAAAUCGCUAUUCAACAUCUGUCUGGCGGCUGUUUGCCGCCAUCAGUUGUACGGGUACGUGGCCGAUUUGCCCACGUCUUGUAAACAGCGCCUCCUCGAAUUCUUCAGCUCUCAUGAUCAGCUCUUCCUGUCGGAGUGUGCUCGAAUUGUAUCAUCAGCAUCAUUCGGAAGGAAUCUCACCGAACUACGCUUCUAUUUAAGCGACCAGUUAACGGACAAUAUUCUGGAAGCGAUUGCUGCUCACAGCCGUGCGCUGCAACAAAUUGCGAUCAUUUUCUGCCAGAAUGUCUCGGACAAGGUCCCCUUCUUAUUUUUUGAUGUAAAUGUGGACAUCGGCGAAGCGGAAAUGGUCAAAUCGCUAUUCAACAUCUGUCUGGCGGCUGUUUGCCGCCAUCAGUUGUACGGGUACGUGGCCGAUUUGCCUACGUCUUGUAAACAGCGCCUCCUCGAAUUCUUCAGCUCUCAUGAUCAGCUCUUCCUGUCGGAGUGUGCUCGAAUUGUAUCAUCAGCAUCAUUCGGAAGGAAUCUCACCGAACUACGCUUCUAUUUAAGCGACCAGUUAACGGACAAUAUUCUGGAAGCGAUUGCUGCUCACAGCCGUGCGCUGCAACAAAUUGCGAUCAUUUUCUGCCAGAAUGUUUCGGACAAGGUCCCCUUCUGUACUUUCAGAAAACAGUCACUUGCACGAGAGGCGAUUACUAAUGGGCAGCGAAACCUCGAAAAGUUGGAAUUUCGAGCACUGAAAAAACUGACAUCAAAUGGCCUAUCACUGAUCAGUUCUGAUUUCCUGCACUCGGUGGAUCUCAGCUCCUGCACACAGGUUUCUCCCCUCGUCGAGUAGUG
Gongylonema pulchrum is the source of this 848-nucleotide messenger RNA. The record is from the annotation of a GenBank genome assembly. Lineage: Eukaryota; Metazoa; Nematoda; Chromadorea; Rhabditida; Gongylonematidae.